Labeo rohita (rohu) is the source of this 4282-nucleotide messenger RNA. RefSeq names its product NACHT, LRR and PYD domains-containing protein 12. Gene Ontology annotation, molecular function: protein binding. Bases 385 to 4014 code for a protein of 1209 amino acids. The transcript is spliced from 11 exons. The record is from RefSeq and is a predicted model, not a curated record. Lineage: Eukaryota; Metazoa; Chordata; Actinopteri; Cypriniformes; Cyprinidae.
GGGGUCACUUCCCGUUUGGCGGCUAUUUCAGCGUGUCUCGCUGGGCCGUUCACCGCGAAGUUUUGUUGACUAUGUUUUCAAUCCUGAGCGUUUACUUAUCGGACUGCUUACUCGUUGCCAACCGGACUGCCUUUACUGUGUGUGAACCUUUGCUGCCAGCCCUUUAUCGACCCUUGCCUGCCCCACGGACUAUCGCGUUUGAUCGCCGCCUGCCCCGACCCCUUGCACGGACUAUUACCGAUUGGAUUUGCCUUCACCACACCAGUCCGCCAUUGUUGACCAACGCCUGUUUAAGUUGUCUGAUUUAUUAAAGUUGUUGCAUAUGGAUCCGCCGUCUCACGAUUCGUCUUUGGUAUCGUCACAGCUGUGAAUUGGUGAAGGACGAUGGCUGUUGAAGAGCUGCUUGUGGACUCACUGAAGGAACUAGUAGAAGCUGAACUGAAGGAGUUUCACUGGCACUUAAAGAAUGCAUAUCAUAAGUGUAUAUCAAAGUCUGAAAUGGAAAAGGCAGAUAUAUUCGACACAGUGGAUAAGAUGGUGGCAUGUUUUGGACCAGAAGAAGCUGUGAAGGUCAUGGUGGACAUUAUGAGGAAAAUGAAGCAAAAUAAUCUGGCUGAACAGUUGGAGAAUGAACACAAGCAAGCUCAGGCUGAGGGCAAUAAGAAGACAUCUGUCCCUGUUGGAGGUGAUUUACAACAUAUCUGGAAGCUGCAAAACGUCUUGAAAACUCACAAAGACAACAUGAAAAGAAAGGCAAAAUAUAUUUUUGAGGGCAACAAAGAAAAUGACACAGAUCUCAUGGCUGUUUACACAGAACUGUUCAUCACAGAGGGAGAUAUGGAAGAUGUCAAUCAGGAACAUGAGAUUCUGAAGAUUGAUGAUGUUUUCAAGAACAAAAAAACACACAACAAACCAAUCAAAUGCAAUGAUAUAUUUACUGAACUGAGGAAAAACAAUGAGAAGAAGAUUGUGCUGACCAAGGGAGUCGCUGGCAUUGGAAAAACUGUCUGUGUACACAAAUUCAUCCUGGACUGGGCAGAAGGAGAAUCCAAUCAGGAUAUAGACUGUGUGUUCCUGCUUCCAUUCCGAGAGCUCAAUGUGAUUCAAGACAAAGAGUUCAAUCUCCAUGAGCUUCUGCUGAAAUUUUAUCCUGAAUUGAAGGACCAGGAGAAAUCAAAGUUAUAUAAGGAAUGUAAGCUAGCAUUUAUAUUUGAUGGACUUGAUGAGAGUCGACUGCCAUUGAACUUUAAAAGCGAAACACUGAACACUGUUGAGGAAAAAGCAUCUGUAGAUGUGCUGUUUACAAGUCUGGUCAAAGGGAAUCUGCUUACAUCAGCUCAUGUCUGGGUGACAUCACGACCAGCAGCAGCCAAUCAGAUCCCUCCUCGUAAUGUAGGUUUGUUUACAGAAGUGCAAGGAUUCACAGACCAACAAAAGGAGCUGUACUUUAGAAAGAGAAUCACAGAUGAGACUCAGGCCUCCAGAAUCAUCUCACACAUUAAGAUGUCUCGUAGUCUCUACAUCAUGUGCCACAUUCCUGUGUUCUGCUGGAUAACGGCCACAGUACUUCAAGAUAUUCUCAAUGGGAACAAUGCAGAGAACAUCAGCACAACACUCACUGAAAUGUACAUUCACUUUCUGCUAAUACAGAUGAACAUAAAGAGUCAGAAGUAUGAUGAACAAGAAGAAAGAGAACGUAUCAAGCACUUACAUUUAAAUAGAGAGUUGAUUUUGAAGUUGGCCAAACUAGCAUUUGAACAACUGAAGAAGGAAAACAUCGUGUUCUAUGAGGAAGAUCUGAAAGAAUGUGGUAUUGAUGUGAGUAAAGACACUGAGUUCACAGGAAUGAUCGCUGAGAUCUUUAAGAUGGAAGAUGGACUUUAUAAGACAAAGGUCUUCUGCUUUGUGCAUCUGAGUGUUCAAGAGUUUCUAGCUGCAGUUCAUGUGUUUGUCUGCUACCUAAACAAGAACAUGCAAGAGCUUCAGUUUUUCUUUGAAGAUUUACAAACUACAGCCAUACAAAAGCUUAAAUGUUUUUUUUUUUACUUUUUUAGAAAUGUAACAUUACAUGAUUUAACAAAGAGAGCCACUGAAAAAGCAAUACAAAGUAAGAGAGGACAUCUGGACCUGUUCCUGCGGUUUCUCAUGGGAAUUUCACUGGAAUCCAGUCAAAAUCUGCUCAAAGGCUUGAUCACACACACUGAAGACACCACAGAGACCAUCAGACAAACAACUGAAUACAUUAAACAAGUACAAAACAAGAAUAUCACAGAUGAAACUUCAGUCAACCUAUUCUACUGCUUACUUGAGCUCAAAGAUCAUUCAUUAUAUGAGGAAAUACAGAGUUACCUCAGUUCAGAUGGACAUCCAGGAAGAGACCUCUCAUCUUCAAUGUGCACAGUGCUGACUUACGUACUCCUGAUGUCAGAGAAGGUGCUGGAUGAGUUCAACCCAAAGAGGUUCACGUCAUCUUCAAACUACAAGAGACUCAUCCCAGCUAUGAGAUGCUGCAGAAAAGCACUAUUUGACAACUGUGAUUUUGAUGAAACAUGCUGUGAAACUGUGUCUUCUGCUCUACAAUCAACAAACUCCCAUCUGACAGAGCUGGACCUGAGUAACAAUCACUUGCAGGAUUCAGGAGUGAAGCUGAUCACUGAUGGGCUGAAGAGUCCACACUGUCGACUGAACAUACUGAGGCUGUGUGGGUGUCAUCUCACUGCUCAGUCCUGUGAAAGUUUGUCUUUAGCUCUACAGUCCUCAAACUCUGUCCUGAAAGAGCUGGAUCUGAGUAACAAUGACCUGCAGGAUUCUGGAGUGAAGCAUCUUUCUGAUGGACUGAAGAGUCCAGAUUCUAAGCUGGAGAUAUUCAUAUUUUCCAAAUGUAAUCUCACUGCUCAGACUUGUGCUAGUUUGUCAUCAGUUUUGAAAUCCUCAAACUCUGUCCUGAGAGAGCUGGAUCUGAGUAACAAUGACCUGCAGGAUUCUGGAGUGAAACUUCUUUCUGAUGGACUGAAGAGUCCAAACUCUAAACUGGAAAUGUUGAGAGUUUCCACAUGUAAUCUCACUGCUCAGACUUGUGGCAGUUUGUCAUCAGGUUUACAAUUAUCAAACUCUGUCCUGAGAGAGCUGGACCUAAGUAACAAUGACCUGCAGGAUUCUGGAGUGAUGCUUCUUUCUGAAGGACUAAAGAGUCCAAACUGUCAGAUGGAGAUACUGAGGUUGUCUGGCUGUAUGGUGACAGAGAAAGGCUGUCAUUAUGUGUCUUCAGCUCUGACUUCAAACCCCUUACACCUGAGAGAGCUGGAUCUGAGCUACAAUCACCCAGGAGAUUCAGGAGUCAAGCUGCUUUCUGAAAAACUGAAGGACCCAAACUGCUCACUGGACAAACUCAAUGUGAAUCAUAGAGGGGAAUCCAGGAUUACAGCAGGACUGAAGAAAUAUGCCUGUUUUCUCACACUGGAUCCAAACACAGCAAACACUGGACUCAUUCUGUCUGAGGAGACAAGAAAAGUGACAUUUGGGUAUCAGUCGUAUCCUGAUCAUCCAGACAGAUUUGAUGAUGUGUCUCAGGUGUUGUGCAGAGAGAGUGUGAGUGGACGCUGUUACUGGGAGAUUGAGUGGAAUGGACGUUAUGGUGUGUAUAUAUCAGUGUCAUAUAAGAGCAUCAGCAGGAAGGGACGGGGUCUGGAGUGUGUGUUUGGAUGUAAUGAUCAGUCCUGGAGUUUGUUCUGCUCUCCUGACAAUUACUCAUUCAGACACAAUGGCAGAGAGACUGAUCUCCCUGUAGAGCCCAUCAUCAAUAGAAUAGGAGUGAAUGAGUUUAUCAGGAGAAUAGUAGUGUAUGGUGAUAUCAGUAGAGUAGGAGUGUAUGUGGAUGAGAGUGCAGGAACUCUGUCCUUCUACAGCGUCUCCAGAAACACAACGAGCCUCAUCCACACAGUCCACACCACAUUCACUCAGCCGCUCUAUCCUGGGUUUUGGGUUAAUAGUGGAUCAUCAGUGAAACUGUGUUGAUGAAUGAGAAUAGAGUGAAGAGAGAUUCUACCCAUAAUGCUUUGAGCUGCAUGAUAAAUCAGUAACAGUGAGAUGUUAUAGUCUCUUUAUGACAUUAAUAUUGCAGCUCAACUUCUGUCACUCAAAUAACAGUCAGAAUAAAUACAUCACAAAUCCUCAUUUAGACAGUCAGAUCAGUGUGUGUUUUUUAUUAUGCAAGUUCUUGAAAAACAAAGUAUACAUGGCAUAUGUGAAGCACAUAAUAAUGAAUAAAGUUAUGUAACAAAAC